Molecule: messenger RNA, 3045 nt
Organism: Hyaloperonospora brassicae
Lineage: Eukaryota; Oomycota; Peronosporomycetes; Peronosporales; Peronosporaceae
Source: the annotation of a GenBank genome assembly
AUGGAUGGAGUCUCCACGUCGUGGGCGUCAGCGUCUUCCCCAAGCGCCGGUGUCGCCUCCGACCUGUCGUUCGUGCAGCCAAAGAGUCCAUCUCAGCACCCGAGUGAGAGCUUUGUCGAGUCGCAGCAGUGCAGCGCCGACCCAAAUGCUUUUCUCGGCUAUCACGUGUCCCCUAACACUGACAACAUCGCGGCUACGGGUCGUACGAACACUGCAGCAGCACAGAAACAAGACAAAUGCUCGCUGAAGCUCGUGCUGGACAUGGACGUGGCGGCUAAUGAUGACGCCACGCGAGACGAUGGCAGCUGUCGACGUGUUCGGCGUUCGUCGAGUGUCGAUGCACUUAGUGACGACUUGUUUGCCGCCGAUACGCAGGUGGAUGAGGACGUGGUGAGCGUCUCUGUUUUAGUAGCUGCAGGCGAGCAGAAGGUGCAGAGUGGCGGUCGUCGUGAUGACGAGUUGUUGGCGUGCACUAAGGACCAGAGAUGGGUGAGCUCACCCGUAAUGUCUACAGAGAUUGCACGACAAACUCAAAAUCAAAACGUGGCCGAGGGUUGUGAGCGAGUGCCGGGUCAGCAGCUUGAACAGCAGAGUCGAGAGAAGGAGCAGCAGUGUGUUGUGGACGACGCAAUACAGGUGUGUUCGCGGUACAGCGAUCCUUUGUCAUCGAGAAAGACUUUUCAGACUGCGCUUGCAUCGAAUGAUGCGGUUGUGCGUCAAUCGGGAGAGAAUACCGUGGCGGCUGGGAGUUUGGAGGAGACUGAAGAGAGUGUCGUUGCUCGAGGUAGUUUUCGAGAGGCGGAUGGCGACGAUGAGAUGGACUGCACACAGCCACUGGAAGAGGCAUAUGUUGAUGCGGAAGAAACUCGAAACCAUGCAGCAUGUUCCAAUGUGGAGACGGAAGUGCACACACUAUCAAGACCUGCAGCAUUGCUUGAUGGCGCAGAAUUCGCUUUUCAUGAGAAAGUGCUGCCUGAAAAGACAAGCGGCGAGCGAAGAGAGGCUACAGAUUGUGCUCGCAGUCAAGAACGCUUAGCCAAUAUCAUCGUGCCUGAUCAAUUGACUGGGCAGCGGAGUGUUGAAAGUAAGGUGACCAGCCGAGUAGGAGUGCAAGCUAUGCUGCUAGAGCGUUCAACGCCAGUAGUCAGCUUUGGUCAAUCUGAGCCAAGCGAUGUAUCAGUCGUUGUCGGCGGGGCGUGGGGAACUGUGGAGCUGGAGUCGAAGGUGCUCGAAAAUGAAGGUGAUGAAGACGAGUGUAUGCCCACGCAGCCUAGCAGCAUUCAGACUGGCGAUGACUCCGUAAGCGAACGUGGCUUUGCUUCUCCACAAGAUGUGGAGGAGAUUGACGAGCCAGUGACAAGAGAGCAUAUUGCCGGGACCGAUCAUCAUGCCAAAGCUAUUCGCAGCCUUCAAUUCUCCGGUUCUAUGCCUAGCUCACAGGAAGGCGAGCAUCAUUUGAGCGCGAGUCUGUGUGGUGAAGGUACACUUGUGGCUGAGAGGCUUGAAGUCCUAUCUGGAAGUGACAAGCCCCGCAUUUUUCAGUCAUCCGCUAGCCCAAUAUAUCAGCCAGCAUCUACGCCUACACCAACGGACGAAGUCACUGCCCCUGAUGUUGCUGUCGCCAGUCAAGCGAGCUCCAACGGUAUGUCCUCGUCGACGUCUGAUUUAUCGAGUGGCAUGGAAAAACUGGAAUGCUUGGUACAAGUUGUCGAUCAUUCGAGCCAGAACACGUUCACUCCGGUAAUGAAGAAACGAAAGCGCGGCAUUUCCUCUUCUCCUGGCAACGGGCCGUUGACCGAGAAUGGUCGCAGCGAUCCACGGACUCCACAGUCUCUUGCACGACGUUGUACUCGAUCGACGCAGUCGACGCCAUCGUCGACUCCGAAAGCCCGGACACGGACACGAGUUUUGUCGCCAGUACCCUCUCAACGUGUAUAUGCGUCACGAUCUCGAACUCUCUUCAAGUACAAAUUUGAGUUUUGUUUGACAGGCUUCGUGAAGAGCGGUGAAGAGAAUUUGAAAGAGCUGAUUGAAGGGCACGGAGGUAGAAUCCCAGAGCGCUACCAGGACGUCCUGUUCAAAGGCAACCUGAGGGCGGUGGUCAUCGCUACACCUGUAUCGUGGCGCAAGCGCAAGUUUAUGCAAGCCGUUGCCUGUGGGAUCCCUGUUGUCCAUACGGAUUGGAUCAAGGAUUGCAUCGAAAAAGGAUGUGUGAUACCAUUUGAUGGGUACCAAGUUCCGACAGGCUAUUCUGUGACUACUCGCAAAUUCGAGUGUUUGCCCCCUAGACACCUUUACAUCUUCGAAGGCUAUAAUUUUGGUAUUGCCAGCGAUGUUGCGCAACUAUCUAAAUCGGAGGCGAAAGACAAGAUGAAUCUGAUAGCAUUUAUUCUGAAGGCUUGUGGCGCAAAAGCUGUCUACGAGAAUUUGACCGCCAAAGACACCAGCGACAUAGAUGUGGUAUUGUGCGACGAGUAUACACCGACGUGUCGAUAUUAUAAGAAAACGAAAGGUGUCCCAGUCAAAGGCUUCCAAUGGGUGACCGAGUGCGUGAUCCUCCAGCGACUUGUGGAUCCACGAAAGCCCUUCUUUGAGCCACUCCGCGUCGGUAGAGGAGAAUUGUUUGCCGCAAGCACCGAGAUCGGCGACAGCGACAACACCACGCUAAAGCUGUACACGGGGGAGCUGGUCUUGGCGGAUAUCGCGUGCAGCACAGCUGAUCACUACCUCCUUUUUUCGGUCUGUGAGAUUCUCAGCAUCUACGUAAUCGACUGCAGCGAUGUGGACUCGCAGUCAAGGCGGAAGGAUUGCAAUGAAGGUCGCAUCAUGCUUCGUGUGGGCAUGCUGAAACGUGAGCCAUACGACCCUGAACUUUCGAAGACUCCCGUAAAAGUGCUGGACAUAUCAUCGUCUCAGGUAAAGAGGAGGGUGGUGGCGAUAUCGAAGGAGCACUACAGCCAGCUGAAGUACAAAGAUGAGAGUAUCUUUUACUUGGAGAAUGGAGGUAGCCCAACAAGUUCGCCGUGCCGGAGCACAAGUAGCUAA